CUGCUUCGUACCUGGGUCCCACCAAUCCGGCGCUCGGGCGCCGAAGUGCGCAAUAGCAGCAUCGUAACUCGAACGACAGCCAAAUCAAGAGGACGAUCAAUAUAUGAAAUGAUUGAAUACGAUUACCUCCCUAGGUAUCAGCAGCUCUUAAAGGACCUCAGUUAUUUUUUAUUGCUAAUUACCCUCAUGCUUUUAAUCUGUUUUCCAUGAGCAAGGUAGUUCUUCCCGCCAUUGGUUUCUUCGACACGAUUGAAAAAGGAGUGACUUUUCUAAAAGUUUUGAACCCAUUUAAUUAAUACAUUUGCUUUAUUCCUAUUGAAUGAGAUGGCCGCCCCGAUAUUUGAUGUUUCCGCGGAAGAUUCAGAGAAGCAGACAUCUCCAGCCUUGGAAGACACCAACCUUAUAACAUGGGGAUCAGACGAUACGGAAAAUCCCCAUACGUGGUCUGUAAAACGAAAAUGGGUUAUGACAAUCCUCCUCAACUUUAUACCGCUGGUGGUCAAUAUGGGCACCAGUAUCUUGAGUAGAUCAACUAAGGCUCUCGAAGAAGAGUACAACGUCUCAGCAGAGGUGACUAUAUUGACCGUCACGCUGUAUCUACUCGGCUUCACCUUCGGUCCAUUAAUUUUUGGGCCAUUAUCCGAACGAAUUGGCCGCAAAGUUCCUAUAAUCAUCGGCGUAACCGCAUAUGCAACCUUCUGCCUCCCAAUCGCUUUAGCCCAGAACUUCUAUACCAUCCUUAUAUGUAGAUUCUUCAGCGGAUUAUUCGGGUCUGCCUCAAUAGCAGUGAUAGGAGGUGCCGUAGUUGACGUGUGGCCCGACCCGACUAUGCGGGGCGUUGGUCUAGAUAUUUUCAUCGCGACAGGAUACGUGGGCCCAAUGUUAGCGCCGAUCGUCGGCAGCUUCGUCACUCAGAGCUACCUCGGCUGGAGAUGGGUAAUGUGGAUAUCUGCUAUAACCGGCUACAGCUCGAUACUGCUCUACUUCUUCGUAGUCCCGGAAACGUACGGACCAGUCUUGCUGACGCAAAAAGCACAGAAGAUGCGCUUGGGAACUAGAAAUUGGGCGCUGCAUAGCAAGCUUGAGGAGAGCGAUACCGACCUAGGGUCUUUCGCAAAGGCAUAUCUCCUUCGACCUUGGAUUUUGCUAGUCACGGAGCCCAUAUAUCUAGUUGUAACAAUUUAUAUGGCUUUCGUUUACGGACUCGUCUUUCUUUUCUUCGAAGGGUUCCCCAUUGCCUUCGUCGAAAUUCGUGGAUGGGAACCUCAGAUGGGAUCGCUGCCUUUUCUAGGUUUGAUGAUAGGCCAGAUUCUAGCUACGGGGUUCACUAUCUACUGCGCACUUUCCGGUUUCACACGGAAGCUCCAGUCUACUUCAAGCGCCAUAGCCCCUGAGAGCCGUCUACCUCUCAUGAUAGUCGGAGCCGUGAUCUUACCACCGGGAAUGUUCUGGGCGGCAUGGACCAGCCAGCCAUCAAUACCAUGGCCCGCUCAAGUAGCGGCGUAUAUCCUAGUCGGAGGCGGUGUCUUCAUCAUAUUCGUACAAGGGUUCAAGUACAUUGUGGACGUCUACGCGAAUGUGGCCAAUAGCGCGAUAUCGGGAAAUACCUUUGCGCGAAGCUUCUUCGGCGCCGCAUUCCCGCUGUUUGCCCCAGCUAUGUACCACAACCUUGGUGUACCAUGGGCUACUACCCUUCUGGCUUUCAUUUCAGUAGCAUUGGCUCCCGUACCCGUGAUAUUUCUAAUAUACGGGGCCAAGAUUCGGUCGUAUUCAAAGAACGCGCUGGCAUCGGCAUAAGAUGGUUGCCGACUUUUUGAAGCAUAGUUAUCGGGAACCUCCAUUUUCAUUAUCCCGAAAAGAGAAAAACGGCACUCCAAAUAUAGCAAGGAUCCCAUUUAGUUAAGAUAACUAAAGCAGGACCAGAUUUGGUUCGGGAGUGUCGUAACUCCACUGUUACACCACGAUGUCUUC
This is a messenger RNA of Hypoxylon trugodes, 1971 nucleotides long. Its product is annotated as MFS general substrate transporter. Gene Ontology annotation, biological process: transmembrane transport. The transcript is spliced from 4 exons. Bases 325 to 1797 code for a protein of 490 amino acids. Lineage: Eukaryota; Fungi; Ascomycota; Sordariomycetes; Xylariales; Hypoxylaceae. Gene Ontology annotation, molecular function: transmembrane transporter activity. The record is from RefSeq and is a predicted model, not a curated record.